Molecule: messenger RNA, 3364 nt
Organism: Hibiscus syriacus
Lineage: Eukaryota; Viridiplantae; Streptophyta; Magnoliopsida; Malvales; Malvaceae
Product: transcription initiation factor TFIID subunit 2-like
Exons: 19
Coding region: 1-3291 (1096 amino acids)
Biological process (GO): transcription initiation at RNA polymerase II promoter
Cellular component (GO): transcription factor TFIID complex
Molecular function (GO): chromatin binding; transcription cis-regulatory region binding; RNA-DNA hybrid ribonuclease activity
Source: RefSeq, a predicted model, not a curated record
AUGGAUGCUGCAACCAGUGGUGACUGGAAGAGGAGUGGGUUAGGUGGUGUAUUAAGAGAUGAUGCAGGUUCGAUCUUAGGUUCUUUCCAGGAGGCUUCUGGUCCAGGUCCUCCGACCUUGAUGGAGCUAAAGGCUAUUCAAAAGGGAUUAUCUUUCUUUGUUUCUUUUCGAGGACGUGUUAGGGGUCGGUUGAUAAUUGAAAGUGAUAGUAAGGUGGCAUUGGAUUGGGUUAGGAAUGUUGAAGUUUGUCCAGAUGUGUAUGCUUUUAUUGUAAAAGACAUUGUUGAUAGGCUUAAAGAUUCAGAGGGUGUUAUUAGAUGGGUUGCUAGGACAACUAACUUAGAGGCUGAUGCCUUAGCUAAGGCUGGAAUAGAAACUCCUCCUGGUUCUGUCAAUUUGCUUUAUGUUCUGUAUCUUCUAGAAAGAAAAAUCGGAUUAAUGAUUCUUGCACUGUUGGCAUAUUGUGGAUGGGCAAACUGUACUGUCUGCAAAGCAGAUGAUAGUGGUGCAACAGCUUUGAGUUCCUCGUUUUCUUGCAAGGAUUUGUAUGGAACCCAUUCCAUUGGCUUGCUUGGAAAAAUACGAUCAUGGAAGUCUGUGGCGAUUCUUCAGAUGUUAGAAAAGCAGAUGGGACCUGACUUCUUCAAAAAGAUUCUGCAAGCAAUAAUUUCUCGUGCACAAAAUACAAACUGUGCUGUGAGGUCUCUUAGUACGAAAGAGUUCCGUCAUUUUGCUAACAAAAUUGGAAAUCUGGAGCGUCCGUUUCUGAAAGAAUUUUUUCCUCGGUGGGUGGGAUUUUAUGGAUGUCCGGUGCUCAGGAUGGGGUUUUCCUACAACAAGCGGAAAAAUAUCAUUGAGUUGGCAGUUCUGCGCGAAUGCACAGCUACAAUUGAAUCAAGUGUAUCGGUUCUGAAUGUUAACCCUGAUUCUGAAAACCGUGAUGGUGAUAUCGGGUGGCCUGGGGUUAUGACUGUGAGGGUUUAUGAGCUUGAUGGCAUGUCUGAUCAUCCAGAUCUUUCAAUGGCUGGUGAUGCAUGGCAGCUGCUGGAAAUAGUAUGCCACUCAAAGCUUGCUGCUAAACGAUACCAGAAGCCUAAAAAGGGUUCAAAACCUGAUGGCUCCGAUGAUAAUGGUGAUUUGCCUACAGCAGACAUGCGUUCAAGUGUAGACUCUCCAUUGUUGUGGAUUAGGGCAGAUCCAGAGAUGGAAUAUCUAGCUGAAAUUCAUUUUAAUCAACCUGUGCAGAUGUGGAUUAAUCAGUUAGAGAAGGAUGAAGAUGUUGUAGCUCAGGCACAAGCGAUCACAGCACUAGAAUCUUUACCAGAGCUUUCAUUUCCUGUUCUCAAGGCACUGAAUAACUUCCUGACUGACACAAAGGCCUUUUGGAGGGUUCGAAUUGAGGCAGCAUUUGUAUUGGCUAGUACAUCUUCUGAGGAAACUGAUAUGGCUGGUUUGCAACAUCUGGUGAAGUUUUAUAAAAGUCGAAGGUUUGACACUGAUAUUGGAUUACCGAAACCAAAUGACUUCUCAGAUUUUCCAGAGUACUUCGUUCUUGAGGCCAUUCCGCAUGCCGUAGCCACGAUAAGAGCUGCAGACGGGAAAAGCCCUAGAGAAGCCGUUGAGUUUAUUCUGCAACUCUUGAAGUAUAACGAUAAUAACGAGAAUCCUUACUCGGAUGUAUUCUGGCUCGCUGCAUUAGUACAGUCAGUUGGUGAACUUGAAUUUGGGCAGCAGAGUAUUCACUUCUUAUCUUCUUUUCUCAAGCGCAUUGAUCGGCUUUUGCAAUUUGACAGGUUGAUGCCCAGUUACAAUGGGGUAUUGACAAUCAGUUGCAUCCGGACCUUGGCACAGAUUGCAUUAAAGCUUUCUGGAUUCAUCCAUAUGGAUCAUGUCUGUGAACUAAUUAAACCGUAUCGAGAUUUCAAGACCAUCUGGCAAGUCCGAAAAGAAGCAAGCAGAGCUUUGCUUGAUCUUGAGUUCCAUUGCAAUGGCAUCAAUGCGGCAUUGUUGUUGUUUAUUAAGUAUAUAAAGGAAGAGCCUUCUUUAAGAGGUCAGGUAAAGUUGGGUGCCCAUGCUAUGCGAUUAUGUCAGAUACAAGGUGGAUCGGUUUCUAGUGAGGAUAUCAAGGCAGAAGCUCUUGUGGCUUUGCUUCAGCUUUUAGAGAGUCGAAUAGCAUUCAAUAAUGUAUUCUUCCGACACUACAUGUUCGGCAUUUUACAAGUUCUUGCAGGAAGAUCCCCGACACUAUAUGGAGUGCCGAAAGAUAAGAUACCGUGUAUGGGUAAUGUGGAGGUUUGCAAUGAGCAGAGGAACAAUUUUGCUGCUCUUGUUACAGAGAUAAAACCUCCUCAACCUCCCAUGGACAAUCUCAAUCAUUCACUUGACAAUUUGGCAAUUCCAGAAGCUCCAAAGGAAGUAGAUACAGUUUCCAACAGUCAUGAGAAAACCAGUCAUGAGAGAAAGAUGGCUGUUGUUAAGAUAAGGGUCAAACAGUCGGCGACAACUAGUAAAGCAGAGGAAAGAUCUGAAGGUGGGGAAAGAUCAGAAGGAAGGCAUCAUGAAGCCGAUCGAGGCGCAACCAGUUCAGUUUCUGUGGAUGCACCCCAGAGAAACUCAGCUGAGGCUGUGAGUAUUAGCAACCAAAAUGUUGAAGAGGUCAACUCGUUUCAUGAUCAUGGUUCUCGGAUUACUGCUAGCAUUGGGAGUGCGAAAAUUGCGAGUGAAGGUGACAACUUUGGUAAGGAGCUUCAGUGUACCGCUGAUUCGGGUAAGGCGUCCGUGCACCAUCAGCCUGAUGGUCCCUCAUCACCAAGCACCAUUCAAGAUAACUACAUAGAUGCUGAAGCAAAAAAGUAUGCAAGUCUACAAACACUAUCCGUCUCGAGGGACGAUGCACCUUCAUCACAGGGGAAGGAUGAGAGGAAGUCGUCAAAGAAGAAGAAGAAGAAGAAGAAAGAUAAGGAGAAGAAAAGAAAAGGGGAAGAGCUUAAAGGAGAGCGAGAUGAUCCGGAGUAUCUAGAGAAGAAGCGAUUGAAGAAGGAGAAGCAGCAGAAGGAAAAGGAGAUGGCAAAGCCGCUGAGUGAAGUGAAGGCACCCGCAACCGAGUUAAGAGUUAAGAAAGAGGAAACCAUAGAGUUGCCUGGUAACAAACAGGAAGUGGAAAAUACAAAUUCGAGUGGACAGAACAAGGUAGUGAUUCCAAAGUUGGAAACGAUGACCGAGCCUACUCAAGCAACUCCUGCUCCCAAAUUUCGAAUCAAGAUUAAGAACAAGACAUUGAAUAAAUCUUAGGUAGUUUGUCCAUCGUUAAAACAUGGGUGAAAGGAUGCUUCCAUCCUUUAUUACUUUGCGGACUUGGUUUUUA